Messenger RNA from Rotaria sp. Silwood1, 810 nucleotides. Lineage: Eukaryota; Metazoa; Rotifera; Eurotatoria; Philodinida; Philodinidae. The record is from the annotation of a GenBank genome assembly.
AUGAAUCCAAAAACCAUCUGCGAUUUAUCUCUUAUGAGUUGGAACAUAUUAGCUCCUUGUUGGGUUGAUAAAGAAUGGUAUCCAUCUGUAUAUGAUUUAGCAGCCGAUCAUGAAACAAGAAUCAAAACAAUUGCAUCAACUAUUUCUGUACAUAAUUGGGAUGUCAUUAUGAUUCAAGAAGCUCAAGAAGAUAUGAUUCCUUUAUUUCAAGAAGAAUUAGGUAAUGAUUACUUAGCUGACUUUGCACAAAAUAAUCCAACUUCAUGUUCAAUGGCUAAUGGGCUUCUUACAUUGAUUCAUAAAGAUUGGAAAUAUGCUAAAGAAGCUCAGAUUAUCAAUGGAAUUCUUGAUCGUAUACAAGGUGAUGCGAUUCAAAUCGUUCACAUACCUUCAAAAAAUAUCCAUUUAGUUAAUCUUCAUCUAGAUUAUAUUUCUCCAUUACCACAAGCAAAAAUCGUCAAAAAAAGAUGCCAAGAAUUAUUAGGUACCUCAAGUUCUAUGUCAAUUAUGGCUGGAGAUAUGAAUGCAAGUAAAAAUGUCUAUGAACAAUUUGAAUGGGUUGAAUUUAGGAAUGUUUUCAAUGAAUCUAACAUAGAUACGAUCAUUCCAUCAUACUAUACUGAUCGACAUGAUGAAGAAAUAAAUGAAUCUAUUGAUCAUAUUUUUUAUGAUCCAAAUCAAGUGACGUUAAUUGAACAUGGUAAGGCAUGGAAUGAUCAAGAUCGAUCACUUGAAGAUGCUCUGAAAUUUUUUGGAAGUGAUCACAUUUAUGUCUGGGCCGGUUUCAAUUUUCAUUCAAAACAAAAAUAA